CUCAGUACUUGUGGAACCUGUCUGUCUGCUUUGUGUAUGUGUGUGUGUGUGUGAGAGAGAGAGAGAGAAAGAACAGCCUGGGGUGUUGGGGAAACGCAGAGGGAAAAGACAGAAGGACGGGAGAACUUUUACACACCUUAUGUGGACUUGAUAUGGACUGAAAUGGAGUGUGUGUGUGUGUGUGUGUGUGUGAAAACAUGAAUCUGUGAGGAGGUCCAAGGCGAUUGUUGUGUGUGUGUGUUGAGAGAGAGAGAGAAGUAGAGGAGAGAAGUUGUCUCAUGGAGAGGCUCUUCUCUGGCUAUGGGGGGAUGUCAGAGUUUUAUUGGCUCUGGGGACGAGGCCUCACACACUCUGACUGCGGAGAACCAUGGAGACAUCAACACACUGAAACUACUCAGGAAGAACAAUAACAUUCAAAAGGCUCCAUUGCUGCAUGAGAAACCAUACCUGCAGGAUCACUUCCUAAGAGACCACAUUACAGACAUCGACCUGUUCACACUGUCUGCUCUCCCACACGGCCUGGAUCAGCACGAGUGGAUGGCCUUCAAUGCUGUCUCAUUCUUUAAGAAUAUUAAUCUCAUCUCGAGCGCUCUGUCUGAAUUUUGCACCUCGACCAGCUGCCCAACAGCUAAAGGGCCAGGAAACAAGGUGUAUGAAUGGACGGAUGAACAUGGGAAGAAGUUGAAGUGUUCAGCUCCUCUCUACACAGAUUACGCCAUGUCCUACAUCCAGGAACUGCUCACAGAUGAGAAUGUCUUUCCCACCAGGGCAGGUGUAAAAUUCCCAAACGGAUUCAUGUUCCUGGUCCAGAAGGUGUUCCUGUUGCUGUUCCGGACUCUGUCCCACCUGUACAGCUCUCACUACAGAGACGCCGUGGCUGUGGAGAUCCACCCGCACCUCAACACACUCCUCACACACUUCAUCACCUUCAGCCACACCUUCAGACUGCUGGAGGCUUCAGAGACGGAGCCAUUUGAUGACCUCAUCAGUGUUCUCAUACACUAAAUCACACAGAGAGAGAGAGAGAGAGAGAGAGAGAUGCUGUUGACUGAAUCAGAACAAGUGUGCAUUAAAUAGACUUUAACACACACUGAGGAUCACUAGAGAAGUGAGGAAGGAAAAAACAGGAGUGUGUGUGUGUGUGUGUGUGUGUGUGUGUGUGUGUAAGGUGCAGAUCAGGCUUCUUUCUUUACUCUAUAGGAACAUGGCAAAUAUUAAAGGACUGCAAGCAAGCAAGCACACACACACACACACGGACUAUAAAUCUGCUUGCAUAUGAUAUCUAGUCUGACUGGUUUAAAACGGCAUAUGAUCCUUUACAAUAUAUAAGAUGUUUAUACAGUAUAAUCCCUGCGCUUGUUCUUUUCUCUUUUGAUGUAAUUUGUGCCAAAAAAAUUCUCUUAUUUUUUUUAGAAUUUAAUUUAAUUUGGAUCCAAUGAUUUAGAAAGUAUGUAAAUAUUCGCAAAAUCUUUUUUUCUUUUCUUUUUUAAAAUAAUUUCAUCCACUCACACAAAUGUAAAUAAGGAAUAUUCCAAGCCACAGGAAAAUCAUUUUUAGUGAUUUGCUGUAAAAGGCCUCAGUUGAUGCUGAUGAUGACAGAAAUGAGAAUUCUCUUCAAUCAGUUUUCAGAUGUUUGUUCGCGUGAUGUCUGUAAGAUGUUUUGUCUUAAACUGAAGACAGAAUGAUGUUUAUGAUGUUUAUUUAACUGUUUGUUUGUGUUAGUUUUUGCUCCUUUUUUGGAAGAAGCUCCGCCCACUUAAGUCCUUAAUGAUGUAGUAAUAAACCUGUCUCUUACGAGUUUAGAAAUCACCAUGAAGCCCCUCAGUACAGGCCUUACUGUGGAAUUUUAACCUUUAUAAGCAACAUGAAUGUUUGGAGUUCUUAUUAUUGUGCACAUUAAAAAAAAAAUUCUGUAAAAUCUCCAUGUUCUGGAGAAAAGCUUGACCUGUGAGCAGGUUGUUUCUGCUUCAGAAGUUUUUACUGACUUUAAAAAAUAUUUCUUAUUCUUUUUAAUUUCAGACUGAACAUAAUUAUCUAUCAGAGAGAUUUAUCAAAUGUCUAACUUCCCAGAAUAAAAUAAAAUUUUUAAUAAUAUAGAAA
Neoarius graeffei (lesser salmon catfish) is the source of this 2100-nucleotide messenger RNA. RefSeq names its product MOB kinase activator 2. Gene Ontology annotation, cellular component: cytoplasm; nucleus. Gene Ontology annotation, molecular function: protein kinase activator activity. The coding region runs from base 301 to 1005 and encodes 234 amino acids. The transcript has 5 exons. Gene Ontology annotation, biological process: signal transduction; positive regulation of protein phosphorylation. Lineage: Eukaryota; Metazoa; Chordata; Actinopteri; Siluriformes; Ariidae. The record is from RefSeq and is a predicted model, not a curated record.